AGCAUGCGCAGAAAAUCCCGCAUUCCAUGAGGGAGGGAAAUAAGAAUCAUCUGCCUAAACGGCAUCACAUGCUGUGAUCCGCUCCUUCAACAAUGUUUGGGUGUCGAUUUAGCGUUGUGUUCUUCUGUUUGGCUGCUAUUAUGUCCAUUUCUUUUGCUCAUCCCAAGUACAAGUAUUUCGACGAAUACCUUCUGCAUCUGGAGAAGCGUCAGCAAUCCAUCCUGGUGCAGCAGAUCGAAAUCAAGAUGGCAGUACCUUCUUUAUUUCUCAGGACAGGCAAAGUCCGAAGCAAAGAGGAGCAGUGCUGCACUUUGGGUCAGAUGGCCGGAGAGAAAGGAUACCUCUGUUUCUCCCAAUUCUAUGCAACAAGGAUUAUCUAUAGAAACUAUAAUAGGGCACACAAUAAGAGAAUUCCUCAACUUCUCCACAAGGGUAGAAAGAACGAUUCGACGGCAGACAAAUUGAUGCGCACAUUUGGACAGUGCGUCGAAAACAGAGGCGCCAUCUUCCACAAGUGCUGCCGCCACGCGUCCAUCCGUGGAGUAUGAAGCAUCGUAUGAUUCAUCGUUGUAAAUAACCCACCUCUUUGUAAAUCUCUAAAUACGCUCUGAACACAUUUUUUUUAUUCAUGUCCGGUAGCAUGAAUCAAUAUACAUAUUUCGAAAAAGAACAGUUUAUUGGAUUCUUUAAUUAAAUAUGCCCUCAGUUGAGUUCCAGUUGAAAUUUCAUUCGUUUCGGGUAUAAAUUCUAACAGGAAUUUACAUAUUCUUCAACCCUAUGCAAGAAUCUAUUAAUGUACCAUACUUGAAUGAAUGAGGUUAUUUUUCGUUCCUCAAUCCAUAUUUGCUAGUUUAUCAAGUAAAAAACCCAUAUAUAAUCUGUGGAAUUAAUAUUCUCACUAGUGACAGUUCUGGUUAGUAUGGGUUUCAGGGUCACUUUGAAACUAACUCAUUAUUAUUUGCAAACUAUUCCUUCCCUCUUAAUUGUUAAACAACACGAUGCGUGAAUGUGCAGUAGUUAUUUUCAAUGAAAUUCUUAUUUUCAAGCAUUGCAAUAUUUUAUACAAGUAUUGUUUCUAACAGUAUUCCAAAUAGAAGUCUUAUUUUCCGAUUUCAAACCAUAUUUCUUUUCUUUUUUCAGAGAUCUGUUUACAACUUAGAUCGCGAUUUAAUUUCACAUUGAACUGACCUCUUUAUUUAUUUUUUUAUUUCCCAAGUCAAAAUAGUAAACAACUUCAAUUUAUCUUUCACACUCUUAUUUACCCAGACUAACAUUUAAUUUAAGUACACUGACUGUACCUUAUCAAUGCAUUAUCGAUAAUCACAAGAUCUUGAGAAGAUAUUUAGAAAAGAAAAAUAAAAGUUUUUAUUUCGAUAAAACAGAGAAGAGAUGUAAAUCAAUAACAUUGUGCACAGUUAAUGCACUCAUUGUUAUCAUUAUGUAUGAUUCAUUCCAAUAAAAUUGUCAUUUCUUUGUAAAUAAACAUUUUUUGCUGUUAAA
Molecule: messenger RNA, 1500 nt
Organism: Parasteatoda tepidariorum (common house spider)
Lineage: Eukaryota; Metazoa; Arthropoda; Arachnida; Araneae; Theridiidae
Source: RefSeq, a predicted model, not a curated record